Menidia menidia (Atlantic silverside) is the source of this 3397-nucleotide messenger RNA. The record is from the annotation of a GenBank genome assembly. Lineage: Eukaryota; Metazoa; Chordata; Actinopteri; Atheriniformes; Atherinopsidae.
AACAAUAAAGCACCUUUAAAAACGAUUGUCUUAAUAAAAGAAAAGAGUAGGCCUAUUUGACUAAUGAACACUCAUAUCAGCUGGAUGUGGAACUAUUGAGACGACAUCUACUCCAACUUUGACUCAAGAAGGGGGCAGGUAAUGUUUUAAUCCGAGUCAGCAAAACAGGACAGACUGAGGUCGCUUUUGUUUCCUUUUCUUGCCCUUUUUCUCCUCAACCAGUCCCCGGCAACACCCCCCCCCCUCCUCCUCCAGAGGGCUGGUCUGCUCCGGGGCGUUACGCACGGAGGGGGCCGGUCCAGGAGCAGCUCCACAGGGUCGGGAGGGAGUGGGCGAGCCGGGAUAGGCUGGGAGUUUUGGUCUGGGAAGCACGUCCGGGAAUUCCGGGACGAGGUUUAGGAGUUUUUGGGGGGACGCAAGGACCCGUGAGGCUGUUUUAACUGGACGCGGUGCGUUUAAGGACGAACGGAUUUGCGCACCGAGGGACGCGGAUGACAAAAAGGAGCGUUGCCUUGAAAACUUUCUUUUACCAACCGGGUGUAAAACGCUCGUAAAAAAAAAAGCCUUUUCUCCAUAACGGAUCCGGUAAAGGAGAGGAAACACCAUGCCGCGGCGCACCGUGCAAGAAGUAACCGUGCAAGAUGUCCAGAAGAGACGGAACCCGAACAAACACUACGUUUACAUCAUCAAAGUCUCCUGGAGCGAUGGCAGCACGGAAAUCAUUUACAGACGCUACAGCAAAUUCUUUGACCUCCAGAUGGAAUUGCUGGAUAAAUUCCCAGUGGAGGGAGGCCAGAAAGACCCCAAGCGCCGCAUCAUUCCGUUCCUACCAGGGAAAAUUCUCUUCAGGAGGAGCCAUAUCAGAGAUGUAGCCAUGAAGAGGCUGAGGCCCAUCAACGAGUACUGCCGGGCUUUGAUUCAGCUGCCAGUCUACAUCUCCCAGUGUGAAGAGGUCCGAGUGUUUUUCGAGACCAGACCCGAAGACCUCAACCCACCGAAGGAGGAACCCAUCGGGAAGAAGAAGUCAGGAGACUUGACCUCGGCUGACCCCCUGGUGCUUGACCAGUAUGUGGCGGUGACGGAUUAUGAGAAGCAGGAGAGCUCUGAGAUCAGCCUGCAUGUGGGCCAAGUGGUGGAGGUUAUUGAGAAAAAUGAAUCGGGAUGGUGGUUCGUGAGCUCAGAGGACGCUCAGGGCUGGGUCCCUGCCACUUGUCUUGAGGCGCAAGAUGACCCCGAUGACUUCUCCCUCCCCGGGGAAGAAGUGCCUCGCAGAUUCUGGUCACUGCCAAGGCAUGUGGGUCGUCGCAGAACUUUAGGGGAUCUGUUCAGCACAGGCUUUGGGCCAGAAGAGAAGUACUCAGUGAUUUAUCCGUACUCGGCCAGGGAUCAGGAUGAGAUUGACCUGGAGAGAGGCAUGGUUGUCGAGGUCAUUCAAAAGAAUUUGGAAGGCUGGUGGAAGAUCAGGUACCAGGGCCGUGAGGGCUGGGCCCCUGCCUCCUACCUGAAGAAGUGUGAUAUUCAGAGCCAGAGGCAGUCAGCGGGCGCCGCCGCUCAUGCCAGUACAAACGACCUGGAAGGGUUCUCCAAACAGAACCAGCAAAACAACGCUGCAAAAGAGAACAGAGACAACAGCCAAAAGGAAAACAGACUCUCCCUUUUCUCUGAGAACAACAAAAGUAAAGUGGGAUUGAGACACAGACCUCCUCCACGCAGAGAUCUUACCAUUCCACGUGGGUCCAACCUACCCAAGCCCCCCGUUCCUCCUCAGGUGGAGGAGGAGUUCUACACCAUAGCCGACUUUCAGACUACCAUCCCCGAUGGCAUUAGCUUCCAAGCUGGACUUAAAGUUGAGGUGAUUGACAAGAAUUCAAGUGGUUGGUGGUACAUUCAGAUCGAUGACAAAGAGGGCUGGGCCCCUGCGACAUAUAUUGACAAGUACAAGAAGACCAGCAAUGCCCUGCGACCCAACUUCCUUGCUCCACUCCCCAAUGAGAUGGAGAAGCUGAGGCUGGAGGACGGUGGCUCCUCAAAUGCUUCAGGCACAGACGACACCUGGUCCAAGCCCUUACCGGACGAGCCGACCACAGCAUCCGAGUCUUCUGCCCGGCCUAAACUUAGAGACUGGAAGUCCAAUCCCGGCAGGGUACCUCCUGCCUUCUCUGGGCCUCUGCCACCAGCUCCAGCAGCCCCUCCCGUCGAGGAGAAACCAGCUCUACCACCUCGAAGGGAGUCCAUUAAUAAGAGCUUCGAACUGGAGGUUGCGGAAAAACCAAAAUCGGAUCAUUCCAAGCCGUUGCCUCCAAAACCCCCCGCCCCCGGGGUCAUCAUGCCCCUCGUCACCCCCAAAACGGCCCCGUUCAAACCCGACAAACCACCAGCAGAUGCCAAGAAAGACGACAAGAGCAAAGCUCUUCAUCUUCGGAACGAAAUGGGUAUCGAAUGCGGCCACAAAGUGUCCGCCAAAGAGGUGAAGAAGUUCAAUCUGAAGCCUGUGCCCAAACAGCCGCCGAAGCCAAAGCCGGAGGCGCAGGUGGAGAAACCGGAGGCGGUUGGUCCAGCGGUGCUCAUGAAACCCAAACCGGUGAUCAGACCUAAACCCGUGCCUACAGCAAAGCCCGACCCCCCGGCAGAGAACAAAGUGGACAUCACCAACCUGAGAAGCAAGUUGAGGCCAUCAAAACCCACCGAUCUUGGUUCUGCGUCAGGUGAGACGAACCAUCAGAACGGUGCUUCGGGGGGAGGAAGUAGUUCCCACCCGAGUUCCCCGCCUGGUUCUCCCCCGAGCCAUGUCCCUUUUCUUAACAACGGAAAGUGCACCGAUGAGCCCAAACACCCAUCGAAACACACAAAUGGUGUUAAACUAGAGGGCUCGCCCUCCCUUUCAAAACCAGCAGUGCCCCCCCACAAGGAUCCCCCCCAGAGACCUCCUGCCAUGGCUCCGAGGAGACCUCCUCCUCCAAAGAAAACCGACCCGUCGAGCCCAACCGAACACAAGCCUCCGGCCCUAAAGGAGCCCCAGGAUACCCCAAAGCCCGGACCACCCCAGCUCAGCAGACCCCCUCCCCCGAAACCCAAAAGCUUUGCCCUGCCACCUCCAAGCAAAGAGAAAGAAGAGCCAAAGGUGAAUAAAGUCACAAUUCCUCCAAAACCCCAAAUAAAGAGCGAGAAGCCCGGGCCUCCGAAAGAUAAACUCCCGCCAUUGCUCAAGGAAGCGAGUAAGGACGAGCUUUAUCUAGCUGUGGCAGACUUUGAGGGAGAUGAUCAAACCUCCAGCUUCAAGGUGGGUACGGUCUUCGAGGUUUUGGAGAAAAACACCAGCGGCUGGUGGUUCUGUAAAAAUGUAGUAGGAGACUCGGAGGGCUGGAUACCCUCCAAUUACCUGAGCAAGAAACCUUAG